Molecule: messenger RNA, 1178 nt
Organism: Cavia porcellus (domestic guinea pig)
Lineage: Eukaryota; Metazoa; Chordata; Mammalia; Rodentia; Caviidae
Cellular component (GO): respiratory chain complex IV; mitochondrial crista; mitochondrion
Source: RefSeq, a predicted model, not a curated record
AUGGGGGUGGAUGGGCGCUCGGUCCGGCGGCGCCCAUUGGCCGCGGUGCCUGGGCUCCCAGCCAAUCUGGCGCGAAGAGCGGCUGUCUCUGAGGAUGUUGAAUUGCGAAGUCCAGAAGCCCCCCAGGGGAAAUGGACCCCGCCGCCCUUAGACCCUCGCUUCCCCAACCAGAACCAGACCCGUAACUGCUACCAGAAGUUCCUGGACUUCCACCUCUGCGUGAAGGAAAUGAGCCGCCGCGGCAAGAGCACGCAGCCCUGCGAGUACUAUUUCCGCGUGUACCACUCACUGUGCCCCAUCAGCUGGGUGCAGCGCUGGGAACAGCAGAUCCACCACCAGACCUUUGCAGGCAAAAUCUGGCCGCCUAGCGCGGUGCCUCCUUCGAGGAAGGCGGCCCUGCGUUCGUCAUCUCCUCGGCUCCUGGAGUCCUGGCCUGGGCCAUCAGCCUCACGCUCGUCAUUAGGCACAAAUAAAAUCGUGUGUUGCUUGUGCGUCUCGCAGCUGGGCAGCACCGAGGGGCCACUCUAGACCAUCUGCACCUGUGUGUUACAAAGCCGCCUCUGCUGUCUGGUGGCCUUGCCCUCCUCACUCCAGGGUGACCACGUCCAAGCCCCUGGGCACCCACAGGUGACCUGAAAACUGCCUGUGUGAUGCUGAAUGGGGAACCAGGGCCUGAAGGUGCCUGCCAGCUUUUUCCUUCCUCCCUUAAAGCCAGGCUCUCCGACUGCUGAGAGAAGGGUGCAGAUCAGGGCAUGGACUGGACAGGAAGACAGGUGCGUCCCAGUCUCCCAGCUGAGGUGUACGUGGCUGAGAAUCUACAGCCCAGUUUGGGCAUUGACAGGGAUUCAGCCAGGGCCUUUGUACUGGACUAUAUCCCCAGUCCUGUUUUUUUGAGACAGUCUUGCUAAGUCACUUAAUUCCUCUGGUGGUUGCACUCAUACUUGGGAUCCUCCUGCCCAGCCUCCUAGAGUGCCGGUAUUCUUGCAGAAAGCUUCCACCUCAUGCCCUGUAGUCCUCAGAACCCACUGCUCUUCACCCUCUCAAAGCCUCUCACAGUAGUGUUCAGGGCUAGGCCUGUGCUGCCUGUAAGACGUGAACCAGAAGAGAGAAGUCCCAAGGGCGCUGUUUAUAACAAGGUUUUAAUAAAAUAAAAAGUUCAAGUGGUUUCAAUCCUCCAA